GAGUAGGUUAAAGUUUUAAUACAGCUCUAACUUCACUAUUUAGUACAAGUUAAAAAAAAUCGUAGAUAAUAAUGAAAUGGGAUUUAUUUGAAUCAAAUAUGUCAAAGUUUUCCUCUAAACGAUUUUUUUAAUAUAGUAAUGAGACCCUACGUGAAACCGUAAUCUGCUCUUCGCCAUUAAAACGGACUUUUUAACCGCUUUGACUGAAUUUUACGUUAGUCAUAAAAUUUAGAACUAGUACGUCAUUUCGAAACCCUUUAAAAUUUUAUAGCUUAUAGCUAAUUCAUAGAAUAUUUAUUUAAAUUAAAAAAAAUGAAAAAGGGGGAAUAUAUACUAACAAACAAUUAUUUCCUAGUUCUCUUCUAUAAAAUUUAAUACAUUUAUAAAGUUUAAACUUCCUUAUCUCCAAAACGAUUUUUGCUCGAUGCACAUCUUUACGUUUUAGGCUGAAAGGUACAAGCAUUUAUAAAUACGAGACAAAAUUAAAGUAUUAAUGUUUUGGGAUACUGAACUCUCAAACGGUGUCUGUUUUCUUCUUACAUAUGAACUGUUAAGAUUUUACCACGAUGUGAAGGUCAAAAAGUUCAACAAAGAAGCACGGAAAGCAACUUUUUGGUAACGUUCAAUUGGAGUAGAUUUAAAUAGUGCGGUUUAUUAUACAAUAAGCUUUAAAUGCUUGUACCUGUUAGGCUCAACAGUCGGCAACUUAAAAAAGGUCUUCAAUAACUUUUUACGUCUUUCCAUUUUUUUAUUUUAUGACAAAAAUAACAAUGUUUGAUGCAAAAUAUAUCUAGCCUUCCAAAGAAUGUAUACUUUUAUUCCGCAGUGUUGGACUUACAGACAGUACUCUUAACAUGGGUAAGAGGUGUUUCAUGUAUUCUUAAGAUGGCUAUAAUGAGGUUAUAUAUACAUAUAAAAACCCACAAGCUGUGUGUUUUUUAAAUGUAGGUGUAGUUCUGCAGAUAGAAUUCGAUAUUAUUCGAAAAUCAUUGAUUCGAAUGUAUUAUUUCUUUCUAUGAUUUCGAAUUAAGUUGGGAAGUUAUCAGCAUGUUUCUUUCCUUCUAUACUCAUAGAGACGGGGUUUUUUUUAACUUUAUUUAAAAACUUGUUCAGACUUCCUAAACUAUCAAUUUAGGUGUGUCAUACCUCUAUCAGUUAACAUUCAACUGUAUAAAAUUUCCAAAUACUGACUUGUAUCUUUGAUUUGAGACGCUCUAAAGCGAUGUUACUGUGUUGAAAACUUCACCCUGUAUGCAUUUUUUGUUCUUUUAGGUAGUAAAUAAUCUAAUAAUAGAAACCAAUCGAAAUGAGUAAGAUUUUGAAUAUGGCGCAAGUUGUCUUAGUAACCAGGCCUAAAAAAAGUUGAAAUAUCGAGGCUGAUCAUCAGCCUUAUUGACGACGAACAGAUGUCCACUGGAUAAAGACAAGUUAAAUUCAAGUACACAGUUUUCUAUCUAAGUGUGUUAAGAAUACAAACUGCUGAUUGAAAUGUUAGAAAAGUAGUGAGAAGAGAUGCUGACGUCAGCAGUAGUUGGCACUUUUUAAGAGUCCAACCAAAUAACCUAUCUGCUCUAAACUUUCAGUUUCGCUAAUUUUGUAUAGAAGUAGCCUAUAUAAUGUGGUGACAAACUUUCAAAUUUUCUAUUUUGUCUCGAUAUUUUGUGAAGUGUUGUCAUAAGUUGCAAUCAUUCUUCUCAUCUCGUGGUAAUGUUUGUGAUCAAUAUUAUGUGAUUAUAGUUAGGACCGAUAACAGGACCAUUGGAGAAAUUAUUAGUUAUUCUAUUCCUGCAUGUUUAUCUGGAAUUUCUAGGAAGGGUGUCAUGAUGCCACACUUUCAAAUCCUAUCUUCAAUAUAAUUUUUACCCUAACUUACGCAGGAACGAGAUAUAUAUUUGUUGUUUUUUGACAAAGAUUCUGACUGCUAUUGUAGGGUAACCUCACCUUUAGACAACAAGCUGCGAAUCAGCCAUUAUACAAACGGUAAAAAUGUAAAGAUUUUUGAGCCUUGGUUACUGAUUUUGCUUCAAAAUUUAAAGAAAAACAAGGAUUCUCAAACUUCCUGAACGGUUAGCUAAAACCUUUUUUCCUGAAACUGUGCGGUAUCCCCUAAGAAUAUACGCAAGUAGUCGUCUACUUUUGGAAAAUUUAACAGGGAUUCUCCCGCCGUAGCAAAAUUAUUAAAACCGUAUCAUAGUUGUUAUUUGUAGCUUGAAUUAUAAUAAAUUAUAAUAAAUUCUAAUAAACGAACUUCAUAUAAGCAACUUCUCAUACGAACUUCUUUGAAAUGAUACGAACUUUAAUACGGACUUUAAAAUUUUGAUGAUGAAAAAGUUCGUAUUAAAAAUAAAAUGAUACGAAAGAUUUAAUAAAUAAUACGAAGUUUUUUAUACGAAUUAUGCUAUUUACGUACGAACAUUUUGAGGCGAUCCCUUAGCAUAACCCGGUUUUACAGACAGCCAACGAUUAUUUUUUUAGCGACUUGUUGUUAACCCGUGGAAAAAUCUACGGGUCUGCUUGUCCUCAGAUUUUCGCCCGUAUCCCGUACAUCGCUGUUUCGUGGAUCGUCAUUUUGAACAAAGUACGGGUAUUAUAGCGAUAUCCUGCAAAAAAUUCAAUGUUGCAAAUAAUUCUUUCUUCGGUUUUGUUUGCAUGGACAAAAAAAAUUUCUAAACAUCCUGAUGACGUCUGUGAUCGAUACGUUGGUUUGAAUACGAUAUUCUGAAAAACUAUUUUAUUUUUAUUGUUUUUGAAUAGCUCUGUUAUUUGUUUUUGUUGCACAAAGUGGAUUUUUCCAUGGGGUUUAAAGUUAGUUUAUUUAAAUUAACGUGAAAGUAAUAUUCUAAUUAUUCAAAUCGCACCUGGCUUUUUUAUCGCAGCCUCAAUUUUUUCAUACCACCUCGCUAGCGUUCAAUGUAAACAAACAAACCAGUAGAUGUUUAUAUACUCUGUUUAUUCUUGACCAAUCAAAACAAACUUUGUUAUGUUUUCAACGAAUGGUGAGCCAUAAUCAACUUUUGAAUGAGUUAAACCAGUCAUACAUGAGAGCUGUUUUUCUUCGAUAUUUUUAAUCGUUUAUACAGUGCAGUGAAAAGCAGAAAGACAAUGUUUCCGGACAACGCUGGAUAUAAUAUUACGUUGGCUAUCAUCUUUGUAUUGGGCAUUCUAGGGAACGUCACUUUCAUCUUAUACCAAGUGAUCAAUAAACCCAAAACAUCUGUUGAUAAAUUCUUUCUCUGUUUAUCAGUUGUCCAGUUGCUCGUGGUUGUAAUUGGAAUUCCAUUCGUAAAUAGUAUAUGGUUUGGUGAGGCCUACCAACAUGGUGCGGUUGGUUGCCAAGGAUUCGUACCGCUCCAUUCAGUGUGUGACAUUUGCGAGGCACUGUUGUUGUGUGUGUUAGUCGCCUCUUUGGCGGAGAAAUUGAAAGGAGAUGAGCGUGUUCUUCGUCACAUGGUGUGGAGCCUCGUUCUCGUGUUUUUAUCAGCUGUUGUCAUGACAAUGCCGUAUUUUGGAGUUAAUGUGCUUACUAAGAGAAAUAUUGGUGGAAAAAUGCAAAAGGUCUGUGUGGAGGACUGGAACGAAGUUGCUUCGCGCAUAUUUCGCCUAGUUCGCGUCGCCUUUCAAUUCAUCGUUCCUUUGGUUGUUUUUAUAUAUUUUAAUGUAAAAUCCUGGAAGAUAAUAUCGUUCAUGCACGAGUAUAUUGGAACGAAAAAAGUUCGGGCAAAGUAUCAAAGUUUCUCGAAGGUUGUAGCUGAAACAAACGAUAGUUCUGAACCGAAUUAUUUAAAGUUCACUGAAUCGGAAGAAAUGAAUCUGGAAAUGAAUCAAAUUUACCAACGGGAAAACUCGAUCUCAUCGAUUCAACAAGAGGAAGGCUCCUCCAAUGUUUCCGUGCAAAUCUUCACGAAUGAAAUCACUAUUGAGAAGAUAACAAGUAAUGCGCCAUUGUGGAAGGGAAAAAUUCCCGACACGAAGUGGAAGCAGGAGAACGAGUUUCAGAAGUUGGCUUUCUCGAUUAAGUGGUUUAAAUACACACGCAAUCUCUUCUACAUUUCGUUUGCUGCUUCAAUUUUAUUUAUCACCAGUGUUUUUCCGAGUGAAGUGAUGACUGUAUUUUCGCUCGCCGUACCUCCACUCGUCUAUAACGAUGCAGAAAGAUCGGCUGCCAAGGCUGUGUUUUGUUUACGUUUUUUUCCCGCCAUUGUAAACCCGUGGUUGUUUUUAUUCGGCAUUGUAAAGUAUCGUCGGAGCAUUUUCAAAUGUAAGAAACGUUGCUGUUAACCUCGUGUAAACCGCGUGUAACGCGCUAUCGCUUGUAUUUACAUAUUUAUUGUUUACGUGUACGUUAACCGAUGUAACAUUGAUCAAACAUGAAACCGUGUGUGCUAUUUUUUUUUCAACGUCUCAGUGUAUGCACUUUCUCGAAAAUGUAAAAUAAAAGUUGUUCGGCUCA
Messenger RNA from Hydractinia symbiolongicarpus, 4450 nucleotides. RefSeq lists its product as uncharacterized. Gene Ontology annotation, molecular function: peptide binding; G protein-coupled receptor activity. The record is from RefSeq and is a predicted model, not a curated record. Lineage: Eukaryota; Metazoa; Cnidaria; Hydrozoa; Anthoathecata; Hydractiniidae. Gene Ontology annotation, cellular component: membrane. The coding region runs from base 3103 to 4278 and encodes 391 amino acids. Gene Ontology annotation, biological process: G protein-coupled receptor signaling pathway. The transcript has 2 exons.